This is a messenger RNA of Acomys russatus (golden spiny mouse), 2468 nucleotides long. It is a transcript of the gene Adam21, whose product is annotated as ADAM metallopeptidase domain 21. Gene Ontology annotation, biological process: male gonad development; proteolysis. The record is from RefSeq and is a predicted model, not a curated record. Gene Ontology annotation, molecular function: metalloendopeptidase activity. Lineage: Eukaryota; Metazoa; Chordata; Mammalia; Rodentia; Muridae. Gene Ontology annotation, cellular component: sperm head plasma membrane; external side of plasma membrane; plasma membrane. The transcript has a single exon. The coding region runs from base 3 to 2105 and encodes 700 amino acids.
UCAUGAGAGGCGCUCUUUUGCUGCUCUGCCUUAAGGUGUUUCCAUCCCCUGUUGACCUCUCACAGACUGGAUCAACUCAAUACCUCAGUUCUCCAGAAGUGGUCAUCCCCCUAAAGGUGACCAGCAAGGCCAGUGGUGCAAAGAAUUCAGGAUGGCUUUCCUACAGCCUUAUAUUUGGUGGCCAUAGACAUGUUGUCCACAUGAGAGUCAAGAAGCUGUUAAUUUCUACUCACUUCUCUGUGCUUACAUAUACAGAGGAUCAUGCCCUCCGCAGGGAUUACCCCUUUGUCCCUAGCGACUGUUACUAUCAUGGUUAUGUGGAGGGAGCCCCUGAGUCUUUAGUAGCUUUCAGUGCCUGCAAUGGAGGGUUUCGGGGAGUGUUACAAAUGAAUGGCUUCUCCUAUGAAAUCGAACCCAUCAAGAACUCUACCACAUUUGAACACCUACUUUAUUCAUUAAAUAAUAACAAGACCCAAUUUUCACCUGUGACAUGUGGUUUAACAGAGACGGGAAUACCAUACCAACCCUUUGGACUUGAAGAGACUGGGAAGUCAGCUGGGAAGCCCAAUUAUGCAAGACUGUGGACCUACACAUGGUUUCUGGAGCUGGCUGUCGUGGUAGACUACGGGUUCUUCACUUCCUCUCAAGGCAACUUGUCAAAGGUGCAGGAAGAUGUGGUUCUCAUUGUUAACAUGGUGGAUUCCAUGUACAAGCAGCUGGGUACUUAUGUGACUUUGAUUGGCAUUGAGAUUUGGAGUCGAGGAAAUAUUUUCCCAAUGGAAAACAUACACCAGGUCUUAGCAAAUUUUUCUCAGUGGAAACAAGUCAGUCUUUCUCAGGUACAUCAUGAUGCAGCCCAUAUUUUCAUUAAAAGCUCACUUAUAAGUGUACUUGGAAUAGCCUACGUGGCAGGAAUAUGCCGUCCUCCUCUUGAUUGUGGAGUUGAAAAUUUCCAAGGAGACUCUUGGUCUCUUUUUGCCAACACGGUGGCCCAUGAGUUAGGUCACACUUUUGGCAUGCAGCAUGAUAAAGAAUCCUGUUCUUGUGGGGAAAGUGGUUGUGUCAUGAGUACUUUCAGGGUUCCAGCGGAGAGAUUCACCAACUGCAGCUACAGUGACUUUAUGAAGACCACUCUAAACCAAGGAACUUGUUUGCACAAUCAACCACAACCAGGCGUGGUCUUUCUGGUGGAGCGCUGUGGGAAUGGAAUGGUUGAAAAUGAAGAGGAGUGUGACUGUGGAUCUGUACCUGAGUGUGAACAAGAUCCCUGCUGUUUGUUGAACUGUAAACUGAAGCCUGAGGCUGCUUGUGCAUCUGGGCUUUGUUGCAAAGACUGCAGAUUCAGGCCAUUGGGGGAGCUCUGUAGACCGAAGGUCAAUGAAUGUGACCUUCCAGAAUGGUGCGAUGGAACAUCUCACCAAUGCCCAGAAGACAGCUAUGUUCAGGAUGGGGUCCCUUGUGGUGCCAGCGCCUACUGCUAUCAAAAGCAGUGCAAUGACCGUGGCCAACAGUGCAGGGAGAUUUUUGGCAAAGGUGCAAGAAGUGCAUCUCAUAACUGUUAUAGAGAAAUCAACUCUCAGGGAAACAGGUUUGGCCACUGUGGUACAAACGGCACAGUAUACCUAAAAUGUAGACUGUCAGAUGUAUUUUGUGGUAAAGUCCAGUGUGAAAAUGUGGAAGACAUUCGCCACCCCCAGGCUCGGUACGUUUUGCAGAACGUUUACACCAAUGGUGCCACCUGCUGGAGUUCUGACCAUUGUUUGGCAAUGGGUGUACCUGAUGUUGGUGAAGUAAGAGAUGGCACCACCUGUGGAACAGGAAAGAUCUGCAUACACAAGAAGUGUGUCGGUCUGUCUGUCCUUUCAAAUGCCUGCCUUCCUGAGACUUGUAAUAGGAAGGGGGUCUGUAAUAACAAACACCACUGCCAUUGUGACUAUGGGUGGUCCAUGCCUUUCUGCCUUCACAGAGGCUAUGGAGGUAGUGUUGACAGUGGUCCAGCAUCUCCAAACAGAAGAGUCAGCAUGGUCGUCUUGUCAGUAUCUGUGACUGUUUUGUCUAUUCUAAUUUGUCUGUUAAUAGCUGGGCUUUAUAGACUAUGUCGUUGAAUGCCUUCUGGUCCCAGAGAGAUGAAGGCUUAGUCACCAGGUUAAGAAGACACAUAAAUUACUAUCCCAUGAUUAAGAAUGGCAACAAAAAUAUUAUUGCAUGUAUGAAUCUGAGCAUAUUUCUGAGGGUUUACAGAAAGAUCAGAACAUCUUCCCUUCAUCUAUAUCAGGAGUACUGCCAUCAAUUCUCAAUGUGUUCUUGGCUACUGUUUAUUAUCUUGAGCAGCAAAUGAAACUUCAUUGAGGAAUGAUAAUACCUGGCCCACCCUGCUUGGAUUUAUAUAGCAAACAAAAGUGAGAAGUCAAUCUUUGCUAAUUGUUUUCCUUUAAUUAAAAACUCAUGACCUUGCCCCCACGUCUCUG